Molecule: messenger RNA, 312 nt
Organism: Cladocopium goreaui
Lineage: Eukaryota; Dinophyceae; Suessiales; Symbiodiniaceae
Source: the annotation of a GenBank genome assembly
AUGGUAUCGCUGCCAGCUUCAGAGGUUGAGCCAAUCUCUGACCAGCCUGGUGGCAGGCCACCCGUAUCUCCAAGAAGUGGGCAUAUCUAUGCCAGGGCCAUUUCACCUGAGGAAAAUUCGCUAUCUCAUCAGAUUGAGACGAUGUACAGGCAGCGGAAACAGGCCUUGCGUUUCCUUAGGAGGUGUGAGGAUGAGGAAGCGUUGCAAGUGCUACAGGAAACAUUGGAUCCGCAACCGCAGCGGUUCUUCGCAGCGCCCAACAUCGCCCCUGCGCCGCCCGUGGCACGGGACGUGACGAUGUUGUUGCACUAA